GGACAAUUAUUAACGAUCAGCAGCUCGAAGCAACCUUAGUAGAGCCGAUCGGUCAUCGUACCGAUAUACCUUGUCCUCGAAAACACCUCGGAAAAUUCGAAAUGAUUGCCAUCUGUCAAACGAGAUCGCUACUAGCAUCCUCUCUUCUGUUGUCUGUUGCCGUGUGUCUGAGUCAGGCAUUUUUCCUCCCGAGCGCAACUCACGGCUCCCAUCGACAAACGCAUAAUGAACGAGGAUUGUCAAACUUCAAUUUGCCGCUAAGAGAAUCCGAUUUUCUGGCCUUGUCCGCGAAAAAGAAGAGACGUCGCCGGCGAAAAGACAACACCGCUACGCCGUCAAACGAACAAACGGAGGACGUUGAAGACUUGUCUUCAUUCGAUGAAACACUCGGCCCGGGCGAACUUCCUGAAUUUGAUUUGGGCGAAGAAGAAGAAGAAAAAGAGAAACCAAAGAAAAAAGUCAAUCCCGAUGAAAUCACUGCGAACAUGAUGGGAAGUGGCAGCUCCGGAUCAAAAACAGUCGACGAGUUGAUUUCCGAUCGUGCUCUGGAAAGCAAGCUUGAAUUCGACGACAACGGAGAUGCUAGCAUCCCAGAUUUUGUGGAUUUGGCGCAGGCGUCUUCCACGACACCAACAUAUUCUCCGGAUGAUCCUUCGAUGACUGCUGGUGUUGGAAAGAAGAAACAAAGACGGGCCGAGCGUGUAGCUAAUGCAAUUGCCGCGAGGGAGGCAGAGGAAGAAGAAAAAUCCUUCCUUGAAAAMUUUCCUCAGUUUCUGAACGAAAAGGGUGAAGUGAGCGCUAUUAAAAUUCUAGAACAAGGAGGUAAGGGACUAAAAUCAAACAACUUUCAACUCUUAGUCUCAGAUUGAUGAAACCAAAUACUCAGCAUUGUCUCUGUUUCUUUUUUUAAAACAAUUCAACAGCAUGGAUUGGCAUUUUCUUACUCAUCGGUUGGGAGUUAUAUAUCAACUCACCUUUUUUCGAGCGUGCAGCACCUAUGGCUCCAAUUGUGUAUGAGAUUCUAAUGUAAAAUGACUUCAUGUACUCGUAUCCAUCGUUAUAUGAUGGGAAAAAAUGCUAAUCAAAUUCAAUCAGAAUGAAGAAAAGAGGAUAAUAUAUCGGCCUAAUGAGCUCAUUACCCUACUUUGUGCAAAGUGUGCAAUAUAUCUCCAAACUAAUGUAGUGGGUGUAGAUCGAAUGUCAGAAAAAAUCCUUUGCAAGUGCUUCAGUUCAGACGUCGACCGUUCUAUUUCAGUUAAAAAGGACUUGUUGCAAUGAAAUGCGUUUUUGGCAAUAACAGCACAUCCAAACU
Messenger RNA from Pseudo-nitzschia multistriata, 1312 nucleotides. The record is from the annotation of a GenBank genome assembly. Lineage: Eukaryota; Bacillariophyta; Bacillariophyceae; Bacillariales; Bacillariaceae.